Pistacia vera is the source of this 3123-nucleotide messenger RNA. Its product is annotated as receptor-like protein 6. Gene Ontology annotation, molecular function: protein binding. The transcript has a single exon. The coding region runs from base 1 to 3123 and encodes 1040 amino acids. The record is from RefSeq and is a predicted model, not a curated record. Lineage: Eukaryota; Viridiplantae; Streptophyta; Magnoliopsida; Sapindales; Anacardiaceae.
AUGUACAGACCCUCCAUUUCUCUUCUAUUUAUAGCAGUAUCAGUUCUUGAGAUUUCACAAGCAAAGAAGAUGGGUUGCCUAACAUUGGCUUAUCAGCUUCUCUUCCUCCAGUUAUUGCUCUUAUAUUCUCAAACUUCCGCAGCACUCUGCUCUUAUUAUCAGAGUAUUGCAUUGCUCCAAUUUAAGCAACACUUUUCUUACAAGAAUUUUCUUUCUUACUUCGAUUGUGAUGUUGUAAGAGAUUUAUCCUUUCUGGGAGAUGAGAACCCACCUUAUUGUGAUGGAAGAUGUCCUUCUUAUCAAAAAACAGUGUCUUGGAAAGAGGAUACUGAUUGCUGCUCCUGGGAUGGUGUCACUUGUGACAUUUUAACUGGUCAUGUAAUUGCCCUUGACCUUAGUUGUGGGUGGCUUCAUGGCAAUAUUCCUUCCAACAGUAGCCUCUUUCUCCUUAAUCAUUUGCAAAGGCUCAACCUUGCUUUCAAUGAUUUCAAUCUCUCUCAAGUUUCUUCUGAUUUCAGUCAAUUACCUAGUUUGACGCACCUCAACCUCUCCAAUUCAAACUUUAGUGGUAAAAUUCCAACUGAGAUCUCCCACUUGUCUAAUUUGGUUUCUCUUGACCUCUCUUUAUUUGAAGGAAAUUCCCUCAUGAGACUUGAAACAGCUAUUUUUCAAGGGUUAGUUGAAAAUCUUACUAAACUAACGGAACUUCUUCUCGAUUAUGUGGAUAUGUCUACAAUAGUACCUAGUUUCUUGACCAAUCUGUCUUAUUCUCUGACUUCUCUGAGCCUUAAUUAUUGUGGAUUACAGGCGAACAUCCCAGAUCACAUCUUUCGCUCACCAAAUCUGCAGUUCCUUAGUUUAAGAGGUAACCUCAACUUGACAGGUGUUUUUCCUAAGGUUAACUGGAGUAGCCCCCUUAAGUUUAUGGACGUUUCUGAUAUGAGUUUGACUGGGGAAUUACCUAACUCAAUCGGCGAUCUCAUGUCUUUAUACCAUUUGCGUCUCUUUUACUGCAAUAUAGUGGGGUCAAUUCCUAUGUCGCUUGGCAACCUUACACAACUUACUUACUUGAGUCUCUCAAGUAACAAUUUCAGUGGUCAUAUCCCAUCAUUUCUGUCAAAUCUUGUCCAGCUCCGUCGUUUUGAUCUUUCAAUGAAUAACUUUGUUGGUGAGUUUCCAGAUAUUUUCGUCAACUUUAGCCAACUUUCCCAUUUAGACCUCUCAGGGAAUCAAUUAUCUGGUCAAAUUCCUUCUCAUGUAGUCGGACUUCGAAAUUUGGUUGUCAUUUCAUCAUCCGAUAACUCUCUCAAUGGAACAAUACCAUCUUGGUUAUUUACUCAUCCUUUUUUGAAGAUGAUGGAUCUUGGAUAUAACCAAUUAAUUGGCCAUACUGAUCAAUUUCAGAGUAAUUCAUUGCAAUGGAUUUCAAUAGAUGAUAAUAGACUGCAUGGCUCAAUUCCAAGUUCAAUCUUUGAACUUGAUCUAUUUUAUCUCUCUCUUUCUUCAAACAAUUUGAGUGGAAUUGUAGAGCUUCACAUGUUUUCAAAGCUCAAAAAUCUUAAAAUCCUUGAUCUUUCUCAUAACAGUUUAUCUGUUAGCACCAAAUUCAUAGCCAAUUCAUCCUUCUCGCAACUUGCUUCUUUGCGAUUAUCCUCUUGUAACAUAAGUGAAUUCCCAGGCAUCUUAAGAAGUCUAGACCACUUAGUUGAGCUAGAUCUUUCUGAAAAUAACAUCCAUGGUCAAGUUCCCAACUGGAUGUGGAACACUAGUCAGGAUAGUUUGCGCUGGUUAAAUCUUUCCCACAACUACCUGACAAGCAUGGAGCAGCUUCCAUGGAAAAAUUUGAGAUAUCUAGACCUUCAUUCCAACUUGCUCCAGGGACCAAUUCCAAUUCCACCACCCUACUUGGGAUUAUUUUUGUUGUCAAAGAACGAAUUGACUGGGGAGAUACCUCACUUGAUCUGUAAUAUGAGCUAUGUAGAAAUUUUAGAUCUUUCAAAUAAUAGGUUAAGUGGUAUAAUUCCAGAGUGUAUGGGAAAUUUUAGCAGUCUUCAUGUGUUGGAUUUGCGGAAGAAUAGCUUUUAUGGCUCCAUUCCUGGAACAUUUGCCAAGGGAAAUGUUUACAGGACCCUUAACUUGAACGACAAUGGGUUGGAAGGACCAGUUCCACGAUCUUUGCUCAACUGUUCAAAUCUCGAAGUUCUAGAUCUUGGAAACAACAAGAUAAAUGAUACAUUCCCAUAUUGGUUGGGAAAUCUUCCAGAGCUACGAGUUUUGGUUCUUCGUUCCAAUAAGUUUUAUGGUUCUAUACGGGAUUGUUCCAAGACAAACAAGUGUUUUCCAAAGUUGAGAAUCUUUGAUCUCUCAAACAACAGCUUCAACAAUUUUUUGCCUACUAUGUAUUUCAAAAACCUUGAAGCCAUGAUGGAUGUCGGUGAAGAUGAAAGGGAAUUGAAAUAUAUGGGUGAAGAUUAUUAUCAAGAUUCUGUUAUCUUGACAUGGAAAGGGCAUGAAAUUCAACUAGAGAGAAUUAUUACUACUUGCACCACCAUUGAUUUUUCAAACAAUUACUUCCAUGGAGAGAUUCCAGGAGUGAUUGGAAACCUUCAUGCACUUCAUCUUCUCAAUCUUUCUCAUAACAAUCUAUCAGGUUGUAUUCCAUCAUCUUUUGGAAAUUUAGCUGCCCUUGAAUCGUUAGACCUCUCUUCCAACAAGCUUACUGGGAAAAUUCCAUGGCAGUUGGCAAAUAUAAAUUUUCUUGGAUGGCUAAACUUAUCUCAAAACCGACUCAGCGGACCUGUACCUCGAGCUAACCACUUUGAUACCUUCUCAAAUAAUUCAUAUGAUGGGAAUUUGGCAUUAUGUGGAUUUCCUUUGUCACAGAAAUGUGGCACUGAUGAUGGGAAACCGCAACCACCAUCAACAUUAGAAGAUGAUGCAGAGUCCUCAAGUGGAUUCGGUUGGAAAGUGGUAUUGAUGGGGUAUGGAUGUGGAAUGGUAUUAGGGGUGACGAUGGGAUAUCUUGUGUUCUCAACAGGAAAGCCUCAGUGGGUUAUAAGGAUGGUUGAAGGAGGACACCCAAGAAAGGGGAGAAGGCUGAAGAACAAACGUGGAGGAAGUUGA